Nicotiana tabacum (common tobacco) is the source of this 1732-nucleotide messenger RNA. RefSeq lists its product as uncharacterized. NCBI's taxonomy places the organism in Eukaryota, Viridiplantae, Streptophyta, Magnoliopsida, Solanales, Solanaceae. The record is from RefSeq and is a predicted model, not a curated record.
UCACGAUUGAAAUCCACUAUACUCGGUAACAACCGCUCAAAACUACAUGUUUAUAUUUCUUUCACUGAUACACGUAUUUCAAUUCUAAUUUUUCUACUGCUAUCAAGAUUUAAAGAAAACAUACGGCUUAUGCAAAAAAUGGCUACUCACAUUGAUUUCAUCAAGGAUGUAACAAUUUCGAAGAUGCAAUGCAAGUUGAAAGUUCGGGUUGUCCGUCUGCGGGAAGUACCAAAUCGUUUUAAUUCAGACACUACAUUCUCGAUUGAAUUGGUUCUACAAGAUGAAAAGAUGUGAUCGGAGAAAUCGUCGGUUUUAGUGAAGUACACAUGCACAAACAAGGUGAAAUUUCUAGGAAGUUUAUGGAUAUUGAACUACAAGAUAAUGAGAGGAAGAAGUUGUCUGCUACAUUCUGGGGCGAGUUUAUUGAUGAAAUUAUACCUCACAUGCUAAGUUCUAACAACCAGCCUAUUAUUGUUGUGAUGCAGCUCAUAAAAGCCUAUAAAUUUUAAGGCAGAAUACAAUUAUUCAAUUUGACAUUACUGUGUGAAAGUUAUUCAUUAUGUCUUACACGUACGUUGUUUUGUAGAUUCAAAUUCUGUGCGCAAUACUUGGAAUGCAUCAAAGCUGUGGAUUAAUCCAAAUUUUCCUCAAUCUGAUGAGUUUAAAACACGGUUCAAUAUAUACAUUUAUAUAAAAUAAAAAAAUUCACUGCAUCUAGACUCAAAUAAAUUUUUCCAACUAUACAUCUAACUGUUUUAGUCAUUCAUAAAUACAGAUUACUUUCUGUUCGGGAUAAUUACUCUGAGAGGCUGACUCAAACCAUUUCUCAACAAAGUUACUCUGUCGCGGAUGAAUUAGAGAAAGGCAUUGUUCAAGUUAAAACAAUUGGCCAAUUAGUGGAGUCCAUGCAAGAAGGUCCCUGUUGGAUUAUUGCAAGUAUUGAAAAUUUAGAUCUUGAAAAAGGGUGAUCGUAUGUCGGCUGUAAGAAGUGUCAAAAGAAGGUGGAUAAAGUGGGAAACAUUUAUCUUUGCCCAAACCAAAAAUGUAAAAAUGAAGAUUACUCGGCGGUGAAAAGGUACAGGCUUCAGGAUACAACUGGAUCUGUUUCGUUGUUGCUCUGGGACCGCGAAGCCAUGUUUCUCAUAGGCAAGUCCGCAAAUGAAUUGAAGGAAGUAUUACGUGAGAAUACUGGCGCUGUUGAUAAGUGUUCUUAUCCAGUGGACUUGAACAAUAUUCUUGAGAGGAAAUUCAUGUUUAAGGUUAUUAUCAAGAGGUUGAACAUUCAAUUGCAAGGUGAAGUUUACAGUGUUGUUAAGCUUACAAAUGACGAGCAAUUGAUAAACAAAUAUAGUCCUGCUCCACAUUCAGAUGCCUUCAAUGACCCUGACUUCAAUACUAACCAAAGCUUAGAUGGAGAGAAGGAAUGCGAGGAUUCCACUGAAGAUAACGACUUAAUCGAUAUUGCAAAUACACCUGCCAAGAUAGGUGUAACUAAUGCCGCAACAAUGGUUGAAGAAGAUCCGAAUGCACAGUUGUCGGGAAAUAAAAUCAAGAGAGUAUUUAAGAAGAAGAAAACAUCAUAAGGUGUUAAUGUAACAGUUGGAGAAUCCAAGAACUGUUUGAUUAGUUACUUUAGUAUAUUAUUAGUAGUCUUAUUAGUUAUGAACAGUAUAUUUGAAUCAUUUCACCUUUCUUCUCCUGUUUAACUUUUCAGUUUUACUUAAUGUGGAGA